This is a messenger RNA of Pipistrellus nathusii (Nathusius's pipistrelle), 468 nucleotides long. The record is from the annotation of a GenBank genome assembly. NCBI's taxonomy places the organism in Eukaryota, Metazoa, Chordata, Mammalia, Chiroptera, Vespertilionidae.
AUGGCGCUCGAAGGCCGGUGGGUGCUCGCCCUGUGGAGGGCCUGCAAUGUGCUGAUGGCCGCCUUCUUCGCGCUGGCGGCCUUGGUGCAGGUUAUAUAUGUGAUUCCUACAGUGCUGACCUUGCUUGUUGGACUUGACCCUCUUGUCACAGAUAACCUCAUCUGGAAGAGUGUCGCAGCAGUCCUUGCGUUCUUUUGUUUGGUGUGGGCUGCCAGCUUGGCACACUACCUCAUGCUUCACUCACAGUGGUUCGUCUUCCACGAGGAAGAAGGCAGGGAGCUGUUUGGCCUGGUGCUUAUCGUAGCAUGGAUGAGUCUAUGCCACAGUUCAUCAAAGAAUCCAAUUGGUGGAAGAAUUCGGGUGGUUGUUGCCAGUAUAACUGCUGUUUUACCAUUUAUUGCAUGGCUCUACAUAAGUAUUACCAAGGAGAUGCAAUCCCUCUGGACAACUCACUGCAAGAUGUGUUAA